This is a messenger RNA of Didymodactylos carnosus, 1143 nucleotides long. Lineage: Eukaryota; Metazoa; Rotifera; Eurotatoria; Philodinida; Philodinidae. The record is from the annotation of a GenBank genome assembly.
AUGGAAAAUGUACGAGAUCCUGUAAGAGUUCAGUCAAAGUCAAAACCAACUCAGCAGCAGCAGCCGUCAAGCCAGACAUUUGAAUGCUAUAGGCAGAAACAACAGUCAAGUAGUGCAGACAUUCGUGAGGAUUUUCAAAAAUUCUCUGGUGUCGAAUUAUGGGUAGAGUCAAUAAAUGAAACAUUUGCAGAGAUCCGUAUUCCACCAAAUCAACGUCUCGAUUUUAUCCCAUCGUUAUUAACUAAAAAGGCCUUAACUGAUCAUGUCUUGAGAAAAUUAAACAGUUUUGGUGGCAAGAAUGAAAAUGUCAUUCUAUGGCUCGAGGGUUUUGAACUGCUUGUCAAAUCCCAAGGAUGGUCAGACGAUCUGAAAUUUAAAUAUGUACCAACACUCUUACAGGAUGAAGCAAUGAAAUGGUAUAAAAGAAAUUCAGCAACAAUCGGCUCAUGGUCUGAAUUUGAGAAGCAAAUCAAAGAAGAAUUCACAUCAAGAUUCAAAAACCGUAAAGCAUUUGAACGCCUGCUUUAUUACGAAGAAUCAAUGAAUCAAUUAAUCAAGGAUUAUUAUAAUGAAAUCAUGGAUGUUUGUAAAGAAUCUGAUCCACAAAUGUCAGAAACAAUCAAAUUACAAUAUGUGUUGACUAAAGUCAAGCGAACAUUGAAGCUGGAAGUCAGUAAACAGUUCCCAGAAACACCAGCGGCGUUCUUGAAUUAUGGAAAACAACUUGCAGAAUUGAUGAAAUUUAUGAAAGAUGAUCCAACAGCGGUUUGCGUUGCCUCUGCUCCUCAGCCAUCAACGAGCUCAAGAAUACAUGCAUCGAUAAAUCGGAACGAUCAUCGGUUGUAUGUUCCACAUCCGAGAAUAUUUGAGCAACAGCAAGAAUCAAAUGAAUUACAUCACUUGAAGGUCAAUCGCCCAGUAACACCACUACCAUCGUCUUCACAGACAUCCAGAAACAAUCCAAAUCAGUCAGGUAAUGCAGCUGCCAACUCACGAUCAAACCAAACACAACACAAUUUAUUCUAUUCGCGCACCGCAUAUUCUAUAUCCCGGCCACCACCACAUAAUUAUUCAGGAUGUCAUAGUUGUGGCUCGCUGGAUCAUUAUCAAAGAGCCUGUCCAAAGCGACAGGAUUUUCCGUAG